Gracilinanus agilis (Agile Gracile Mouse Opossum) is the source of this 875-nucleotide messenger RNA. Its product is annotated as cadherin-related family member 5-like. The transcript has 2 exons. The record is from RefSeq and is a predicted model, not a curated record. NCBI's taxonomy places the organism in Eukaryota, Metazoa, Chordata, Mammalia, Didelphimorphia, Didelphidae. The coding region runs from base 65 to 709 and encodes 214 amino acids.
UCCGCCAGGUGAGUCCUCGGGAGACGGAGGCCAGAGCCAGCGGCGGCUGUUCACCGUGAGCGAGAUGGCGGCCGUGGGAGGGGUGCUGGGGGCGCUGCUUCUCCUCAGCCUGAUCCUGCUCGGCAUCUUCACCUACAAGCAUUACGGGGACCGGAUGAAGUGCGGCCCCGGCGGCGCGUCCGCGGGCGGCGACGCGGGGGGCUCGGGGUAUGACAACGACGCGUUCAAGGACCACGAGUCGCCCAACUGGGUGGCCUUACCCAGCCCUAGCCUGAAGCCGGGCUCCCCGGCUGUGCCCCCCGAGGAGCAACCCCCGGCCCAGCCCGGCCCGGAGCUCCAGAUGCCCGAGACUCAGGUGCCCGGCCCUGCAGGCCCGGAGGCUAUGCAGGCGGAGAAGGCCGAGAGCAAGGGCGCGACGUCCCCCGGCAGCCAGGACAGGGCCAUGAGGUCCAUCCUGACCAAGGAGCGCAAGGCAAACGACAGCGGCUACAAAGCUGUGUGGUUUGGGGAGGACAUUGGCGCUCAGGUGGACGUGGUGGUCAUCAACAGCCCCGGGGCCGAGGAGGAGGCCAUGGGGGAGCCCGGGCCAGCGGAGGAGGAGGAAGAGGAACCUGAGGCCGAGCAGAGCCAGAGCGUGGAACAGAGGGCGGCGGGUGACAAUGGGAAGAGAGAGGCCGAGGACCCUGAGGUUGAGGUCGAGGCCCUCUGAGUCACGUCCUGGCCUCCCCCAGCACCCAAGGGUGCUGCUCACCUUCCACGGCCUGGACGUGAGGGAGCUGGGGAGGCACGGACAGAGGGACCCCCCCUUGGCACCGAUGAUGCCCUCCCUGGGCCCCCCCCCCCAUUAAACAUGCUGAGUUAAUGGUGCCUCUGAG